Messenger RNA from Apodemus sylvaticus (European woodmouse), 8175 nucleotides. It is a transcript of the gene Ttll4, whose product is annotated as tubulin tyrosine ligase like 4. Gene Ontology annotation, biological process: microtubule cytoskeleton organization; protein polyglutamylation. NCBI's taxonomy places the organism in Eukaryota, Metazoa, Chordata, Mammalia, Rodentia, Muridae. The record is from RefSeq and is a predicted model, not a curated record. The coding region runs from base 339 to 3938 and encodes 1199 amino acids. Gene Ontology annotation, cellular component: cilium. Gene Ontology annotation, molecular function: tubulin-glutamic acid ligase activity; tubulin binding. The transcript is spliced from 19 exons.
UCUCUAGGCAGCACUAGGACUCGGAUUCGGCGCGCUUGCCUCGGGCCCUCCCCCGCCCAUCCCUUUCUGGCCUUAGGUCUGUCCGCUGGGGGCGCGCUCUGUGCGGGGCUGAAAGCGGCGGAGCGUGGGUCGCGUGGCGGAGCUUGGUUGCUAGGGACACCUGAGGUCGCCCGCUCGCCCAGCAGGCGCAGCGAAGAAGCGGCGCAGAGCCGGCGUCCAGUCGCGGUGAAGCAGGGUACCCUAGGCUGACGGAGUCAAGGAUGCAGCUGGUGCUAGAGGUGUGUGGCACCUUAUCUGAGGCAGGCCAUGAGGCCAUGUUGCCAUGAUGUGGGCCCCUCAUGGCCUCAGCAGGAACAGAGCACUACAGUAUUGGCCUGCGCCGAGGAAACAGCUUCAAGCAGAGACAUCCCUCAGGCACAGUGUCUGCUUCCCCAUCUGAGAAACCCUCGGAGGUCAAAGUCUGGUCUCAGGCCCAUCAGCAGGUGAAGCCAAUCUGGAAACUGGAAAGGAAGCACGUAGGCACACUGUCAGCAGGGCUGGGCACCACCAGCCUCUUGGGAGUCCCAUCCCAACCAGCCUAUUUCUUUUGCCCUAGCACUCUAUGUAGCUCUGGGACUACAGCUGUCAUUGCAGGCCACAGCAAUCCCUGUUACCUGCAGUCUCUCCCUGACUUGUUCAGCAAUACUCUGCUGUACCGCCGCACCGUGAGGCAAAAACCAUACCAGCAACUGGAAUCUUUCUGCUUGCCUUCCAGCCCAUCAGAGAAAAGAUCUUUUUCUCUCCCUCAGAAGACUCUCCCUGUCAGUGUCACUGCCAAUAAAGCCACAUCUUCUCCAGUCUUCCCCAUGGCCCAGCCCCUGGCAUCUUCACCCACUGAUCCAUACCUCUCACUGGCAGCCGCUGGGGAAAAUCCUUCAAGGAAGAGCCUGUCCUCUGCCAUCUCAGGGAAGAUUGCAUCUCCACUGUCCUCCUACAAGCCCAUGCUGAACAACAACUCCUUCAUGAGGCCAAAUAGCACUAAAGUGCCCUUAUCACAAGCCACAGAUGGCCUGAAGCCAGUAUCCUCACCCAAGAUGCAGCCUGUCUCAUGGCAUCAUUCAGGGGGUACUGGAGACUGUGUACCCCAACCUGGUGACCAUAAGGUGCCCCAGAACAUUGCUACUGUCUUAGAUGAUGUCACUGCCCCUAUCACCCCAUCUACCCCUAGCACCCUCAACAUAUCCACAGCCAGUGUUACCUCCUCCCAGUGCAGUCAGAGUAACUUUAGGAUGGAGGCACAUCCCUGUGGCCUGGAUGAAAACCCGGAUUCCCAGAGUGCUACUAAAGAGGUACACUUCACUGAGGCUGUGAGGAAGUUGGCUGCAAAAGGCUUUGAGAAGAUGCCACGACAAGGCUACCAGUUUGAACAGGCUUGUUUUGUGAACCCCAGCUUCCAGUGGGGUCUUCUCAACAGAAGCAGGCGGUGGAAACCUCUGAUGGGCCAGCGGCUUCCUCAGGAGGAUAUUGGAUUAGACAGUGGGAUCCUUCCUGGUGCUUCAGACACCUUGGGGUUGGACAGUACAGUCUUUUGUACCAAAAGGAUCAGCAUUCACCUCCUUGCCUCACAUGUCCAUGGGCUCAACCCCAGCCCUACCUGUGGCUCUGUAGUCGACCCCCAAUUACUUGGAGAAGACAGAGCUCCUGUUCCCCCUUCUCCCCUCCAGCCUCUUGGUGUAGCUGAAGUGGCCACUCGUCUUUCUUCUGUUCAUCUUGGCCAGCCUGCGAAGGAGCCUGAGGAAGCCAAGGACCUGAACUCUUGUACUAAGAGUGAUUGUUCAGCUGCUGACCUCCAGCCAAACCAGGUGGAGCCUGAAGAUACCGAAGAUGAGCUGGGAGAUGGCUUGGAAGAUAGCUGCAGCCAUGAUGAGAACGAAGAAGAGGAAGGAGACUCCGAGUGUUCUUCUUUAAGUGUUGUCUCCCCCAGCGAGUCAGUGGCAUUAAUAUCUCGGAACUGUGUGGAUUUGAUGUCCAAAUCCCUUUCCAGUCACGAGAAAGUUGUGCGGCCAGCCCUCAUCUACAGCCUCUUCCCCAAUGUGACCCCCACCAUCUAUUUUGGGACUCGGGAUGAAAGAGUGGAGAAACUUCCUUGGGAACAGAGGAGGCUGCUUCGGUGGAAGAUGAGCACAGUUACCCCCAACAUUGUCAAACAGACCAUCGGACGGUCACACUUCAAAAUCAGCAAGAGAAAUGAUGACUGGCUGGGCUGCUGGGGUCACCACAUGAAGUCUCCUGGUUUUCGAUCCAUUAGAGAGCAUCAGAAGCUAAAUCACUUCCCAGGCUCCUUCCAGAUUGGGAGGAAGGACCGGCUGUGGCGGAACCUGUCUCGAAUGCAAAGCCGUUUUGGCAAGAAGGAGUUCAGUUUCUUUCCCCAGUCCUUUAUCCUGCCCCAGGAUUCCAAACUCUUGCGAAAAGCCUGGGAGAGCAGCAGCCGCCAGAAGUGGAUUGUGAAGCCACCAGCAUCUGCUCGAGGCAUUGGCAUUCAGGUCAUUCACAAAUGGAGUCAGCUUCCCAAGCGCAGGCCCCUCCUGGUACAGAGGUAUCUACACAAGCCCUACCUCAUUAGUGGCAGCAAAUUUGAUCUUCGGAUCUAUGUUUACGUGACUUCUUAUGAUCCUCUACGGAUUUACCUCUUUUCGGAUGGACUCGUCCGCUUUGCCAGUUGCAAGUAUUCCCCUUCCAUGAAGAGUCUUAGUAACAAGUUCAUGCACCUGACCAACUACAGUGUCAAUAAGAAGAACACAGAAUACCAGGCCAAUGCUGAUGAGACCGCAUGCCAAGGCCACAAAUGGGCAUUGAAGGCUUUGUGGAACUAUCUGAGCCAGAAAGGAAUUAAUAGUGAUGCCAUUUGGGAGAAGAUAAAGGAUGUUGUUGUCAAAACCAUCAUCUCGUCAGAGCCCUAUGUGACUAACCUACUGAAGUUAUAUGUGCGGCGCCCCUAUAGCUGUCAUGAACUCUUUGGUUUUGACAUCAUGCUGGAUGAGAACCUGAAGCCCUGGGUCUUAGAAGUCAACAUUUCCCCAAGCCUCCAUUCCAACUCUCCCCUGGACAUCAGCAUCAAAGGCCAGAUGAUCCGAGAUCUUCUGAACCUGGCAGGCUUUGUUCUGCCCAACAUGGAGGAUAUCAUCUCUAGUUCCAGCAGCCCCAGCAGCUCCAGUGGCUCCAGCACCAGCCUGCCAAGCUCUCCUAGAGACAAAUGUCAAAUGACUCCAGAGCACUUCACUGCACAGAAGAUGAAGAAAGCCUAUUACCUGACCCAGAAAAUUCCUGACCAGGACUUCUAUGCGUCUGUGCUGGAUGUCUUGACACCAGAUGAUGUUCGGGUUUUGGUGGAGAUGGAAGAUGAGUUUUCUCGUCGUGGUCAAUUUGAAAGAAUUUUUCCUUCCCGAAUCUCUUCUCGCUAUCUUCGCUUUUUUGAGCAGCCACGAUAUUUCAACAUUCUCACCACCCAGUGGGAACAGAAGUACCAUGGAAACAAGCUCAAAGGAGUAGAUCUGCUUCGGAACUGGUGCUACAAAGGCUUCCACACGGGGAUUGUCUCUGACUCAGCUCCACUGUGGUCUCUGCCAACAUCGCUCAUGACUUCCUCAAAGGGUGAUGGGACACCAAAUUCCAUCAGCAGAUCAGAACACAACAAGUCAAGAAAGAAGAACUGCUCCGAGGGAAAUACGCUAUCCUCUGAAGAUAAGCUAACACCCAAGUCCAAGAAGAGUCAAGCUGGCCUGUCCCCCAUAUCCAGGAAGACUUUGUCCUCGAAGAGCAAUGAGAGCUCCAGCAAACAGUCCAAGCGCUCUACCCCAGGGUUGCCUGUUCUCAAGUACUCUGGGCAGACUUCCAGACUUUCUGCUUCUUCUGCUUCCCAGUCAGUCGCUGACUCCCUCCUGACUGCUGUGAGCCCAUGACUGGUCCUGCACAGGAGCACUCAGCUACCUCAAGGGAACCAGCCUGCUGACCAUCCUGAGCCUCCACCCCGCCUCCACUUUGCCCCUCAUCAGAGUAUUUUUGAAGUGUUUCUAUUGUAGAUAUGGGCAACUGGAGGGCUGGAGGGGCGGUGGUGAUGGGGAGAAGGUGAGGAAGGUUCACCCUCUGUCUGUCACCUUACUGCCUGGCUGGCACUUCAUAUCUCAGUAGAGAAGCCAGUGACAGCCAAGCAGCCUUAUAAAGCAGGGUUUGGUUUCUACACUGAGAGCCAUGUGUGAUUUAUUUGAGGCCCUGGUACAAGGUUUGAGUUGUAGCUCAAGAGGAGAAAACAUGCUAAACACAGAAGUCUCUUGUUCUGUAACAGAGAGGAAUUCCUUGAAGGUCCUGAUUUCCUUAGGACCUCUGUCCCCUGCUUAGCCUUGUCUUGAAGAGACAGUCUUAGAAACUUUCAGAUUUCUUCAGAGACAAGCAGAAGAAACCAUGACCGGCUAUCCCAUUUUCUGGCCUCCUGGUCUUGGGGUGACAUCCAUACCAUAUCUCCAUUUAAGCUUACACCCAAUGAGCGCCAUCACCUGCGAGUUGCUAUUACCUGUGAGUCUCCCAGGGCUCCAGUGAAGGAUCCUGAUAAUUUUAGUUGCUGCUAUGUAGCGGGCGGAGGUGGUGGGGGUGGAAUGAACUCUAUUUUCCUCAGUGUGGGGAAGUCCUAUAGUCUCUUUUGCUUUGAGCAGGGUUUAGUGCCUUGGUGGGUGGAUUCAGCACAGUCACUCUUAGAGGACAGGCUUCUCAUCUCUGACAGUCAAUACUCAGCUGCAUCUACCUCCACCCCCCCCACCCCCCUACCCCCCCCACCCCGGACUCACCUACACUAAGCACUGAAUAAACACUUGACAGAGUGAACUGGGCAUACAGAUCUCCAAAGGACACUGGCCCCUGCAGCACUGCUGUUCUCUCCAGUGUGGGAAAGGAGAGCUCAAGGAGGCCAAGGCGGGACAGUUUGGCUUGGAAGAGGUUUCACUAGAGCCAUGGCCUCCUUAGCUUAGCAUUCCCGCAGCACUCACCUCCCUGGGACCUGUAGACUCUAGUUUUCCCAGCAGAGGGGCUCGCAAGAAGCCAAUUGGCCCUGUAUCUGAGAAACAAGAUUUGCCCUUCGUACACCAAGCUGGCCGACUCUACUGGCCUUAUCCUCAUUCAUCUGAGUUUUGGAAAGAGGAAGGCUUUUUCCACGUGGCCCCUGGAGUCCUUAGUCAGUUGGCAUGGAGCCCUGGAAAGAUAAGAGAGACCUAACUGGGUUCAAGGCCACAGCGUAGGUGAACAUGACGGUCAGUCCUAAUGCUGUGUUGACAGUUGUGAAGAAAGCUGGAUAACAAAGUCCUAGGCAGUGUCUCCUGCUCAAUGAUAAAUGCUUCAAAGUCAGACCACAGUGGGAGAGUCCAAGCCGUUCUGGAAAAUCUGUUCUGAUAUCAACCGCCAACAACACCCUCUUGUCCUGGUUACAGUAUCCUAGUGCUCAUGUUGGUUUACUCCUUGAAAGUGCUCACCAGCACAGUAGCUGCCUGGAGCCCACCAGACAAAGCCCGUGGGGACCCCUUGAUGGGACACCUGCAGCGCACUGGCAGUUCUGUCUUCUGUUCUGAUGACCCAGCCUUGCCUGGGGACUGUAAUCUUUGCCUCAAAAAUGCCAGAUUGUCUGGGUGUGCUGUUGUGCCCAGCUAAACACACAGUAUUCAGUCUUACAUCUGAAGGCCGAUGGAUCUGUUUUGCUAGUGGGAGAAAAGAUGGGGCUUGUAUAUCAUCUUAUUUUCAAGAGUGUAACCUUAAUUUAUUUCACAUGCAUGUUUUAGCACUGGCUAGUCAAUAAAUAGCAUUUGGCUGAAUGAGGUUUUUUUUUUUUUUUAAGUAAUAGCUUUUGAAAGUUUUAAAUUUGUAAGUGUACUGGAAUACACAUUUAUCUGCAUCAGUUGUUUUCCCAAGUUGAUAAGAUACCCAGCCUCCAGAGGAAGGGGGAAGCAAAGACUGACACAGGGAAUAAAGUCAUCUUUUCCUUUAUAAUAGGGACAUGAGACCCACCCUGCAGGUUGUUUAGUAAGCUAAGCCAAAGCACUGGGGAUUGGAGUUUCCAGUUUGUUGGUUUAUUAUCCAAACAUUGUUUUGUGCAAGAAAUGUAAAAAAAAUCUUUCCUUGAAACUGGGUGUGGUAGCUCAUACCCUUAAUGCUAGCACUCUGAGGAGGCAGAGGUGAGCCGAUAAAACCUUCCCUUUAAAGAAGAGAAACUGCUACCGAGGUCUCAGAAAAGGCCAGAGCAGUGUCUCUACUCACCUUUUACCCAGGGCUUGCUGAAGCGCACUUCAUUAUUCCUCAUAGCACUCAGUGGGAGUCUUGUCUGGCUUCAUCUCUGUAGCAUCCCAGGAAAGGGAGCCGUAAACCUAAAUAUGUGUGUGAAGUGAUGAUUUGGUUAUCCCAAGAGCCUUGAUUGGCAAAGAAUAAUGAGAGUGUCUGGGACAAAAAUAGCACAGAAGACAAACCAUGAGGGCUGCUGUGAGGACCUAGCAACUACCAGGGUAUUCUGUCACUUCAGGCCCAUUAUCAGGGUGGCAGCUCUUUUGCUGAAAGUCACAUCCCAUCACUAUAGCCAAAGAACAUUCUUGGUGGUUUCCGUGGCAGUUCACUGCUGAGGGCCAGUGAUUUACACUUCCUUCCCUGGGAUAAGAUGAUGGUCAAAGGCUGCUAGGGAGCUUACCCUGUGGGCUUCUUGUUAGUACUGAUUACUGCUCUAAUGAAUGUCUAGUUUACUCUGGGUCUGGAAACAAUGGUUUUCAGAGAGUAUCUUGUCAUUUGGAAUUUUGAUCCCAGCCUCUCCAGCAGUGCUUAGCCUUGAACCUUAAUCUGUAGUCCCUGGGGACCAGUGCGUGUGCUUUUGACUUCCUCCGUCAGCUUCAGAUCAGUGGAAGCAGCAAGCAGUCCUGGAAUUGUGAGUGAAUUGUGAGCGAUCACAGCAGAUCAGCAGCCACAUGACAUUCUGAGACUGACCUGUCUGCUUUAGACAUCAGAAUGGGCUAAGAUUGAAACACCAGGGAUCACCACAGAAAUCAACAUUUGAAAUGUAUCUAGUUUAGAAAUUUCAGCUUAGUAACCAGGGAUAUCAGUUUCUUAGAUGUAGUUAUGAGGAUCAAAUUGUGUGUAAAACAACUUUUUAAUAAAGUGCCUCACAGUGCAGAUUUCAUCAUAUAAGUCCUAAAAUACCAAAUGAUUCCUCCAGACCAUUUCCUCAGAGUAGCAGGCGCGGGGCCAGGCCUUACACUGCUCUUAGCAGUUCUGUGGCAGAGCAGUAGGCUCAGCAAAUGUGCUCAGGCCUGUGGGAGCCGUUGGAUAGGGCUGGGCUUGUCUUCCUAAAUUGUGCAACUAUUUGCAUAACGUUUACAUUGUGUUGGGUAUGGUAGUUAAUCUAGACUCCAUUUGAAGUCCAGUGGAGGAUGUGUGCAGGCUAAACUUCAGCAGCAAAUGCAACUCCAUUUUACCUAAGGGAUUGAAAAAUCUGUGUGCUCUGUUAUCGGAGUCCUAGAGCCCAUCCCCACAGAGGCUGGAGAACUGUGCUGUAAUUCUGUCUGUGCGAAAUUAGAGCUGAAGAUUUGAUCAAGAUAAUUAGCUUAAGAGUUUAGAACCCUUUCUGCUGUCAGAGGGGCACAAGUAAAACUUAACACUAAGUGGCCCAACAACCGGAAUGCCAGCGUCUGGAAAUGCAGAGCCAUUGGUAGGAAUGCCAGUAUCCCUGGCAAGGGUGCUCAGAUCCAUUGAUAGUUUGGUAGUUUCUUAAAAAGUAGAACAGCCCAAGUGUGCAGAAGCCAAUGGAAGAACAAACUGUUGAGUAGAUACUGUCUAAACAUCAGAAUGGAAAAACCAGUGCACAGCUGGGAUGAUCUCUACAGUACUGUGCUGAGUGAAAGAAGCCAGAAACAAGCCCAUGUGCAGACUCCAGUCUAGAAGAGGAAACAGCUCACAGCAGGCGGGGCUUCCUGGGUGGGGUAUGCCUGGGGGGAGGGGAGCAGAGCAUUGACUUAGAGGCACAUGGGAAUACUCUGUCUUAAUUGUAGUUGUGCUAACAACUGUAUAGAGUUAGCUGACCUCAAAAUUGUCCUGUUGAAAUGAGUAUUAUACACAAAUUUUUAUAAAUAAAGCUGAUUUUCUGAUUUUCUUUUCUUUAACUUCUUUUUUUUUUUUUUU